Ceratina calcarata is the source of this 2699-nucleotide messenger RNA. RefSeq names its product calpain C (gene CalpC). The transcript is spliced from 16 exons. Gene Ontology annotation, cellular component: cytoplasm. Gene Ontology annotation, molecular function: calcium-dependent cysteine-type endopeptidase activity. The coding region runs from base 416 to 2431 and encodes 671 amino acids. The record is from RefSeq and is a predicted model, not a curated record. NCBI's taxonomy places the organism in Eukaryota, Metazoa, Arthropoda, Insecta, Hymenoptera, Apidae. Gene Ontology annotation, biological process: proteolysis.
ACCACAACCACAACGACUGCCAGUAGUGCCAGUCCGCUGGCAGUCAGCGUCAGCGCGCAGUCAGUCAGCGAAUUGUAGUCUGGUCGGUCCAAGCCGGUGGCAAAAGUUGCUCCGUCCGCGGAGCCGCGACAUGCACCUCUCGCGUCUCGUUUUGAAUAAUUUCCGCUCGUCGCACAAUUCCGCGUUUCGUCGAUCAUCGUCGAUUCACCGUGAUCGUUGCAUAUUUCGCAUGAACUCGUUGGUUCCGAGCAGUGAGAUCACUCGAUGAAAGUGCAAGUGCCAACAAGAUUAGUGUGUGCGUAAGAACUUUCCACAGGGAUUCAGUGAAAAGAGUGAAGAGAACGUGCGACCUUGGACGAGAUAUUAAACCGAAGAAGGUUUCCGCGAAGAAGACGAAACCUAAACGCAGCCACGGAUGGUUAACGACGUGAUGAGCGAGUACGAACGGAUCAAGCGUUCGUGCUUGAAACGAGGAGAACUUUGGGAAGAUCCCGAUUUUCCUGCGACCCAAACUUCCGUCUUUUACCAUCAGACGCCUCCGUUUCAAUUCCAAUGGAAGAGGCCCAAGGAAUUAUGCAACCGUCCAAUAUUUGUCAGCGACACCCCCGCCCAGUUCGACGUAAUACCUGGUAAAAUGGGCGACAAGUGGCUGGUGUCUUGCUUAGGCGUGUUGCACCUGAGCAAGGGGCUCUUUUACAGAGUGGUACCGGCCGAUCAGGGGUUCGGUAACACCGGGGAACCGCCCGGUUCACCGACUUCGGAAUACGCCGGGGUGUUCAGGUUCCGUUUGUGGUGGUGCGGCGCAUGGGUCGAAGUUCUCGUCGACGACAGGCUACCGGCGAUUCACGGACGGCUGGCUUUCGUGCAGAGUCGUCACAGCGAUCAAUUCUGGCCGGCUCUCCUGGAGAAAGCGUACGCCAAAUUGCACGGCUCGUACGAGGCUCUCAAGUACGGAACCCUUCUGGACGGUUUAUCUGACCUCACCGGGGGAAUCACGGAGAGCAUCGCGAUACGACAAGAUCCUACGGCCUGCGGACGAGUUCUCGCCAAGCUCCUCGACAUGACGUCCCUUAUCACUUGUACAGUAAACAACAAUCAACAGCAAAUUCGUGCCAGUACGGAGAAGCUCGCGAACGGUAUUCAAAUGGGGAUCAACUACAGGCUGUACGCCAUCGAGAGGGUGGAGACGUUCAAUGGCGAGGCGGUUCAGUUGGUAAAAUUAAGAAAUCCGCUCGGACCUGGAAGGGAAUACGUCGGCGCUUGGGCGAGAGGCGGCCUCGAAUGGGACGAGAUACCACCGAUAGAAAGGGACCGUUUAGCGGUCAGAAACAUGGCCGAGGGCGAGUUCUGGAUAUCGUAUUCAGAUUUCGUGAAGACGUUCACUCAUUUGGAAGUCGUACAUCUUGAUGCCGAAACAUCGAGGGAUGAGCCGUCGUUGCAUAGCAAACAUACCUGGCAAAUGAAGCUUUAUCAAGGCAGUUGGAGGAGAGGCGUGACCGCGGGAGGAUGUCGAAACAAUGAAGAAACUUUCCACAUUAAUCCGCAAUUACAUUUGAUUCUGAGCGAAAUGGAAGAAGUGAUCGUUUCGCUGUAUCAGCAUUCGAUCAUGGAAAUAAAAGUCAUAGGUUUCACGGCGUACACUUUACCGAAAAGCAGCACGGAGUCGAUAAACAAGCAAUUUUUUAAGAAGAACAAGUCUUUAGUAAAUUCGCAAUACACAAACAGUCGUCAGGUCAGUCACAGAUGUCAAUUAGAUCAGGGUGGCUAUUUACUGGUACCUACUACUUUUGAGCCUACGCAAGAAACGAGUUUUACAUUGAGAGUUUACAGUAGUAAGCCUCUAAAGCUCAAACUUCUGGAUACACCGCCGUCGUUGGUAAAGUCGGCAAUUAUCAAAGCGCCGCCUCUGGAAGGGAAAGGUUUUUCGCAGUACGAAGCCGUAUUCUUACAACUCGCGGAUGAACAUAGAACGGUGAACGCUUUCGAAUUGCAAGAGCUCCUUGAGGCUUGCUUGCCGAACGAUUACAUAAAAAGCUGUGCAUGUAUGGAAGUAUGUCGACAAGUAGUGCUCACAAUGGACAGUUCCGGAAGCGGCCGAUUAAAAUUCAACGAUUUCAAGGAUCUGAUGUGCAGCUUAAAGUACUGGCAGGCUGCAUUUAAAAAUCACACGAAAGAGAAGACUGGGAUACUUAAAGCGGAACGACUGCGGGACGCGUUGUUGGAAGUUGGAUUCCAACUAAAUACGGAUGUGCUCUCGAUUUUAAUUCUUCGAUACAUGAGAAAGGAUGGAACUCUCAGAUUUGGCGACUUCGUUUCGGCAAUAUUACAUUUAAGCGACGCUUUCGGAAUAUUCGAAAGUAAAGACCCUUUGCAAAACGGAACGAUAAAAUUAAGUUUAACCGAGUGGCUCAGAUCAGCUUUAAUGUGCUGAACCAUAUUACUCUACGUGAAGCAUGUACCUUGGAACGCCUGUAAAUAAUGUUUUGUACGUCGUGUAGAUUUAAGUUUUAGCCAUAUUAACGAUUAACGAUCGAUAUCAUCACGUUUACUGUUUGUAAAAUAGUAUCUCUAUUUCUGCCAUUAGCGAUCAUCAUUCCCUCAUCUGUGUUUAAACAUAAUGUAUAAUACGUUGUUUGUAUAAGAAAAUCGUACUACAUAAUAAAGAUCGAAUUUAUUUUGUACAGUCCCCUUAUCCAAAA